Molecule: messenger RNA, 459 nt
Organism: Cutaneotrichosporon cavernicola
Lineage: Eukaryota; Fungi; Basidiomycota; Tremellomycetes; Trichosporonales; Trichosporonaceae
Gene: HPA3
Exons: 1
Coding region: 1-459 (152 amino acids)
Biological process (GO): protein acetylation
Cellular component (GO): cytoplasm
Molecular function (GO): N-acetyltransferase activity
Source: RefSeq, a predicted model, not a curated record
AUGACCGUCACCGUCCGUUUCGCCCAAUCUGCCGACAAGCAGCAAUUCCUCGACAGGUGGGAGCUCUACAACCAGUUCUACAAGCGCACCGUCCCCGCCGACGUGACUGAGGAACAGUGGCGCCGUUUCCUGGACCCCUCUUCGCCUGUAUAUUGCGCCGUGGCCGUCGAUUCCGACAAGGAAGACGGCGCAAACGUCAUCGGCUUUGUCACCUGGCUGCCCCACAUCUACACGGGCUCGAUCGAGGAUGUCGUAUACCUCCACGAUCUUUGGAGUGACGAGGCGCAGCGGAACGUCGGGACCGGGCGUAAACUCAUGGAGUUUGUUUAUGCCGAUUCAAAGGCCAAGGGGAUCAAGAGGGUUUAUUGGCACACGCAGCACUUUAACCACCGCGCUCAGUUGCUUUACACUAAAGUUGGGACUAAGACGGAUUUCGUGCAGUACUCGCACGACGUCUAG